This is a messenger RNA of Cottoperca gobio, 639 nucleotides long. RefSeq names its product mast cell protease 1A-like. Gene Ontology annotation, biological process: proteolysis. The record is from RefSeq and is a predicted model, not a curated record. The transcript has 4 exons. Gene Ontology annotation, molecular function: serine-type endopeptidase activity. The coding region runs from base 1 to 639 and encodes 212 amino acids. NCBI's taxonomy places the organism in Eukaryota, Metazoa, Chordata, Actinopteri, Perciformes, Bovichtidae.
AUGCCGUAUAUGGUCUCGUUGAAAAACCACUCUGGUCAUCUAUGUGGAGGAUUCCUGGUCAGUGAAGAUUUUGUGCUCACUGCUGCGCAUUGUGACUUGGGACCUAUGUGGGUUGUUCUUGGCAUCCACAAUCUCAAAAGGCUUGGUGGAAAAAUAAGAUAUAUUGAAAAGGAAUACAAACCCACACAGUAUGAUAAUGUAGGAACUGGUAAAGACCUCAUGCUCCUCAAACUGACUGAGAAGGCUGAAAUGGACAACUCAAUUCAAACAAUUCCUCUUCCCAGUUCUGAAAUGAACAUACAAGAAAACAAACAGUGCCGUGUAGCUGGAUGGGGUUCCACAAGUACUGGUGGUAAAUCUGUUGAUAAGCUGAGAGCGGUCAAUGUAUCUCUCAUGAAGCGGCACGAAUGUGAGAAAAAAUGGCCAAAUCUUCCUCUCAAUGUCAUCUGUGCAGGUGGAUAUCCCACAAAACAAGGAUUCUGUCAGGGUGAUUCUGGUGGUCCUCUCGUGUGCGACGGGAUAGCUGUUGGUGUUGUGUCUUUCAACAAUGGGGGAAACUGUUCCUACCCAGAUGUACCGAAUGUCUACACAGAUAUUUUUAAAUACCUUCCCUGGAUCAACAGUAUCAUCUCACCCUAA